Messenger RNA from Rhododendron vialii, 1941 nucleotides. RefSeq lists its product as uncharacterized. The transcript has 9 exons. Gene Ontology annotation, cellular component: Golgi apparatus. NCBI's taxonomy places the organism in Eukaryota, Viridiplantae, Streptophyta, Magnoliopsida, Ericales, Ericaceae. Bases 498 to 1511 code for a protein of 337 amino acids. The record is from RefSeq and is a predicted model, not a curated record.
CCUUUGCUCUCGGUCUCACGAAUUUAAUAAUUUGGAAUGUUCACGAAAUACUCUUUCACACUCACCCCCGCUCUUGGAAGCUCAUUUUGGAACCUGAUUAGAGAUUAGGUGAGCCCAGCGAGAUCGGAGUGGGCAGGCGAGAAUAACCCAACCCAGUUUCUUCAAGUCCGAACUCGGAAUCCAGACUCACCAAACACCACCCGGUCGACGCCGCAGACGAUCAUUUCCGUUUACGAAACCCGAAACGGUCGUCAUCUCAUCGCAAAAAAUACAUGGACAGAUCCUGAAGGAAAUUGCUGUGUUAUUAACUCCCUUCUGUUUUUUUUUUUUUGUUUUUUUUGUUUUUGCCACACAUUUUCUCAAAUCGAUUGGUGAUUCACUUAAACCCUAGAAAAAUUAACGACAAAUCUGGUCUCAAUCCUCUCUGAUCCCUCUCGUACACUGAAUUUUUCUUCAAUCUCAAGUUAUUCGAUUGUGAGACAACGCCCGUAGAUGCAAUGGUGGUCUGCAAAUGCCGCAAGGCAACGAAGUUGUACUGUUUCGUACACAAGGUUCCUGUUUGUGGAGAAUGCAUAUGUUUCCCGGAGCACCAAAUAUGUGUGGUCCGAACUUACUCAGAAUGGGUAAUAGAUGGAGAAUAUGAUUGGCCUCCUAAAUGCUGCCUCUGUCAUACUGGUAUCAAAGAGGGGACUGAUCCUCAAACUACUCGGUUGGGUUGCUUGCAUAUUAUGCAUACAAAUUGCUUGGUUUCACAUAUUAAAAGUUUCCCUCCACACACUGCUCCAGCUGGAUAUGCCUGCCCUGCCUGUUCCACCCCGAUAUGGCCUCCGAAAAGUGUUAAAGAUUCUGGAUCUCGACUUCAUUCAAAGCUUAAGGAAGCAAUCAUCCAGACUGGUCUAGAAAAGAAUUUGUUUGGCAAUCAUCCAGUUUCCUUGCUGGCAACGGAAUUGCGCAACCCUCCUCCUGCUUUUUCUUCGGACCCUCUGAUACAUGUAUCUGCCACCGGAGGCAGCACAUCUUUACUUGGAAUAGAUGCUGGAGCAGUCUCCAGUGAUAUUGUGGAGAUAGAUAGCCCUAGUUCUAAUCACCCCAAUUUCACGAAAAGUGCAAGUCCUUCUGGUCCUGCCACUACGACGAGAAAGAGUGCAUUCCAAGGUGAUAGGCAAAAUUCUGAAAUUUCAUAUUAUGCCGAUGAUGAAGAUGCGAAUCAGAAGAAGUACACGCGAAGGGGUACUUUCCGCCAUAAGUUUCUUCGGGCAUUGCUUCCUUUCUGGUCGAGUGCGUUACCAACUCUACCAGUAACGGCACCGCCUCGAAAAGAUGCAUCAAAUGCAGAUGAAGUCCCACAGGGUCGUGCACGGCAUCAAAAAUCUUCAAGGAUGGAUCCAAGAAAAAUCCUUCUCAUCAUAGCUAUCAUGGCAUGCAUGGCUACUAUGGGUAUCCUGUACUACAGAAUCGCGCAGCGUGGUUUUGGGGAGGAGUUACCUGACGAUGAGCAAGCAGCGAUUUAGUUCAUACUUGAAGAAGAGGUGACAAUGAUGACUCGGCUGGAUCCAACUAUGUCGGUUACUUGUGCCAUUUUGCUCCACAACCUCCUUGGUUCCUCACCUCUUCUGUCCUGAGGAAAUCUGGUUUUUGAUUCGCGAGUUCUUGAUUCUCUGUUGCUAUGAAGAAUUUUUCUAUAUCUUGUGACAGUAAAAUGUUGGUUUUUUCUCGCCUAUCUAUUUUCCUUUGUAAUUGAAAGAGAUGUCGGAUAAAGCUCUAGGCUCAAGUUAGUUCUUCAAUUUUUUUGUUUCUUUGUGUAAUUAUCAUUUCCAGCAACAAACCUGCAACACUGGAAGUGUGACCAAGUUUACUUGAUAUUCUGUACCUUCGUUGUGAAGACCGCCGUGAACUUUAAUUGUUUUGAUAAAGCCAUUGAAUUGCUGGUUUGAGCGUGUA